This is a messenger RNA of Megalops cyprinoides (Indo-Pacific tarpon), 1568 nucleotides long. It is a transcript of the gene ctbs, whose product is annotated as chitobiase, di-N-acetyl-. Lineage: Eukaryota; Metazoa; Chordata; Actinopteri; Elopiformes; Megalopidae. Gene Ontology annotation, cellular component: extracellular region. The coding region runs from base 74 to 1177 and encodes 367 amino acids. Gene Ontology annotation, molecular function: chitin binding; chitinase activity. The transcript has 7 exons. The record is from RefSeq and is a predicted model, not a curated record. Gene Ontology annotation, biological process: carbohydrate metabolic process; chitin catabolic process.
ACGAGGAACUGAAAAAUAUUUCUAUGGGGUAUGUUGCCAUCUAGCCAGUUGUCUAUUUCCUAUCAUCACAACUAUGCCAAUAUUUCUUUUGCUCCUAACGGCGUCUUGUUUGCCGGUGAUCUUCUGUGAUACUGUGUGUCCUUGUGAACGUAAAGAGCUCUGCCAGCAAAUCACAGAUGAAAAAGACUUUGAGGUGUACGUGUUUGACGUGGGGAAGAAGGCAUGGAAGUCGUAUGACUGGACAAAAGUUACCACGGUAGCUGCGUUUGGAAAAUAUGACCCAGAGCUCAUGUGUCAUGCCCACUCUAGAGGCGCACGUCUGGUACUAAAAGGUGAUGUACCUCUUUCUGAUAUUGUGGAGCCUGCCAAGAGGGCUGCCUGGAUUUCAGAGAAGGUGGACUUGGCAAAGAAGCAGUUUAUGGAUGGGAUCAAUAUUGACAUUGAGCAAGAGGUCGAGGAGUUCUCCCCUGAGUACUAUGCUUUGACCGCACUCGUCAAAGAGAGUACAGAGGCUUUCCACAGAGAGAUUCCAGGCUCACAGGUGUCAUUUGAUGUGGCAUGGUCUCCCAAGUGCAUUGACAAACGUUGCUAUGAUUAUACAGCCAUCGCCGAGUCAUGUGACCUGCUGUUUGUGAUGUCUUAUGAUGAGCAGAGUCAAAUAUGGGAUGAUUGUGUUGCAAUGGCAAAUGCACCAGUCAACCAGACAUUAAAUGCUUACGAUGACUAUAUAAAGAUGAAGAUAGAUCCAAAGAAACUUGUAAUGGGAGUGCCAUGGUAUGGCUAUGACUACCCGUGUCUUAACCUUUCACAGGAAGGUGUGUGUACCAUCUCCAAAGUACCCUUCCGCGGAGCUCCUUGCAGUGAUGCGGCUGGACGGCAAAUACCCUACAGCACUAUGAUGAAACAGAUCAACAGUUCAAUGUCUGGAAGAAUGUGGGACCAGGUUCAGCUUGCCCCGUACUAUAAUUACAAGGACAAAGAAGGGAAGGUCCACCAGGUGUGGUACGACGACCCCGAAAGCAUUUCCUUGAAAGCAGCCUAUAUCAGUGCACGAGGCCUGCGGGGAAUUGGCAUGUGGAAUGGCAAUCUGCUGGACUACAGCGACAAUCCUGUUGCCCAGCAGCAGACCAAAGACAUGUGGAAUGCCCUUAAACCAAACCAAGAGAAAGAGCUCUGAGUGAAGAGAGACAUCCCAGACUCCACAGCUAUUUCUACAAGUCAAUAUAAUGCUUUGUUUGUGUACUGGAGAAAGAACAACCAAGUGUCUUCCCCCUUAAAUUUAGGGAUUUGUUCUAGCACUCUAAUCAAAUUGCUUUUUUAUGGGAAUCGUAAAAAAAAAUUGGUAGGACAUUUUAUUUAAACAAAUGGGAAUACUUCUAUUCUCCCAGUGGUAUCACGAAAUUAUUCAAUUUGAAAUGCAUUUAAAUGGUUGUUUGUCAGGUCUUUUAACAAUAGAAUCCCCAUUUUGUUUUGACAUGAAUUUCCUGUCAUUAUGUAAUUCAAUUUGUACUAUAUCCACAAAUACUGAAUUGCAAAACCUUGCACAAAAUGCACUUUAUUGAAUUUUG